GCUCUUACGUUUUUCCGUUCUCGUUCUCCUUUUCCCCGGUGGUCCCUUGGCUAUAUCUGGCGUACGCAUGGCGUGAACGCAUGCAGCCGGCCGGCGGGCGGGCGGGCGGGCGGCUCACGAGUGAAGGUAACCAUGUCGAUGUCCUCGCCCACGGUCCAGGUUUCGUCUUCAUCGUCCUCCAUCAUCGCCACCACCGCUGUCGGCUCGCACGUGCUCAAGAUCGACGGCUACUCGCGCACCAAGGGCCUCGCCACCGGCAUCCACCUCAAGUCCUGCUCGUUCCGCGUCGGCGGCCACUCCUGGCACCUCGCUUACCUCCCCAACGGCGACUGCGCGCAGACGGCCGACUACAUCUCGCUCUACCUCGUUCUCGAGGACGCACCCGCCAACCGCACCCCCGCGCUCGCGCAGCUCAGCGUCGGCCUUCUCGACCGUGCCGGCAAGCCGGUGCCGUCCCUCACCAAGACCCUCCCCGUGAACCGGUUCAACGCCCCCGGCUCGUACUGGGGCUUCAACACCUUCAUCCGGAGGGAAGCGCUGGAGAAGUCGAGGCACCUCAAGGACGACUCCUUCUGCGUCCGCUGCGACGUCUGCGUCGUCACCCAGUUCCGCGCCGAGGACGCCGCCGCCAGAGCCGCGGCCGCCUCCGUCGCGUUCGUCCGCGUUCCGCCGCCGGACCUGUCGCAGAACUUGGGCGAACUCCUGCGGAGCGAGCUGGGCGCCGACGUGCGCUUCCGGGUGGACGGGGAGGAGUUCGCGGCGCAUCGCUGCGUGCUCGCGGUGAGGUCGCCCGUGUUCCAGGCCCAGCUGUUCGGCGCCAUGAAGGAGGCGUCUCUUUCCGCCAGGGAGGUGCAGAUAGAUGAGAUGAGGGCGGACGUGUUCAGGAACCUGCUGCACUUCAUCUACACCGACGCGCUGCCCAAGUCCGAGCCCCAGGAAGAAGAGGCCCUUAUGGCUCAGCACCUGCUCGUCGCCGCCGACAGGUAUGGCAUGGAGAGGCUCAAACUCGUCUGCGAGGACAUCUUGUGCAGGCACAUCGACGUCAGUACCGCGGCCACCACGCUGGCCCUUGCUGAGCAGCACCAAUGCCAGGGGCUCAAGGAAGCAUGCUUUCAGUUCCUCAAGAAGUCUCCUGGGUCGCUGAAUGAUGUCAUGGCAACUGAUGGAUUUGACCAUCUGGCCAACAGCUGCCCGUCCAUUAUAAAGGAGUUGAUGUCUAGACUUGCUGCUGCCCAUUAUUCCAACUGAAACAAGACAUGUCCAACUCCAACAUGACCUAGAUGGAGUUUCAGCAACCAUGACAAAUGCAGGUACUACCUGUUGCUGUUGUUACUGUUAGUCACAAAAUUGAAUGUGUGCCGCGCCGGAUCGAUAUGCAACGUUUGUGUAAUCCAGCGGUGACUGCUAUUAGCAUUGUAUCUUGUUCAUUUUCUUGCCUGCUUGGCUGUUGUAUCCAAUCCAUGACAAAGGUAAGUACGUUGAUCUGGUGACCAUACAUUAGCCUGGAAGAAGUGCCUUGUAGACAUUUGUCCAAUUUCAUGAUGAUUGAAGCAACUGCAAUAUAAUACUAGCUACAACUUCGUAUU
This is a messenger RNA of Zea mays, 1586 nucleotides long. RefSeq lists its product as uncharacterized. Lineage: Eukaryota; Viridiplantae; Streptophyta; Magnoliopsida; Poales; Poaceae. Gene Ontology annotation, biological process: protein ubiquitination. The coding region runs from base 133 to 1248 and encodes 371 amino acids. The record is from RefSeq and is marked validated. Gene Ontology annotation, molecular function: protein binding. The transcript is spliced from 2 exons.